Messenger RNA from Peronospora belbahrii, 558 nucleotides. The record is from the annotation of a GenBank genome assembly. NCBI's taxonomy places the organism in Eukaryota, Oomycota, Peronosporomycetes, Peronosporales, Peronosporaceae.
AUGGCCAAUGCCACCCUGGGAAAGGUGCCAAACAUUGUCCCCCGUAUCAAGCUCUCAGCGACCUCGGACCUCAAGGAGUUUCAUGGAAAGACCAAGAUGAGGACCGAGCACGCGGCUGGGUCAUCACUCAAAGAUUUAAACCAAGACGGGCCGCGCAAGACAAAAAAUCAUGCCGAGCAUUAUAUUGAGACCUCGGAUAACCCAGAAGUGGCAAGCCAGCUGACAGUGUUACGUCUGGCGAAUGUGGAAGAUCUGGAGGAUGUGCUGAGGUCGCGCCAAAGGACGAAGGCACGACGAGGCGAGAUGUUGUUGGGGUCGAGCAAGUUUCACCAGAAAGUACCGAAUCACCCUGAUCGACAAAGGAAGAUGAAUCGCCAAUCUGUUCAAACAGUUAAAGCGGUCCAGGAACAAUCGAGCUCCGAAGACUUUAUCUUGGACAAUUCAGACAGCGGAGGUGAACUGCGGAAGGCCGAUCUCAUGGAAACAGAGGCGGAGAAGUACCGAGGACGGUCCCUUAAGGUGCUUCUUGGUCCUUCGUCGGUGGACCCUCGACUCUAG